AUGGCUCAGGCGAUGGCACAGCAGGCCUUCGAUGAGAUAAUCGAGGAAAUCGAGAGCAAUAACAGCGGUCAGAGCGCAGGUGUGCCGGAAGUGGUGCACACUCUGGAGCCGAUAGUGAUCCGCGGCAACGGAAACAUCACUCUCUUUGGUCUGUCCAACGGAUUCACAGACACCUUCCCGUCGUCCCUCUUGGGUCGUGUGUCGCGCGAAGAGUUCGAGAGUACAGUCCAUCGGAUCAAUGCCCUCCUUCGGGCCCAACACUCGACAAACGCCAAACUCCUGAUCCUCGGGUGUCUGUGUUGUUGCUGUUCAUUGGGCUGUUCCCUGUUGUGGCCGACCCUCGCGCUCUCCAAGAGAACCAAAAACUCGUUGGAAAAGUUCCUCUCAAUUAAUGGCGUUAGAAUACAGCCCCAGGAGAAGGUUAAGGCCAUUUGGAACCGACAGACACUGUUUGUCAUAUGUCUGAAGGAUCCCAAUCAAAAUGAGGGAGUACUUAAUUGGUAUCACGUGGGCAGACAUGAACCAAUUGAGGACAACAGUGAGGCCCCUGUAUACCAGCAACAUGGAGCUGAUUCGGUGAAACUGUCCCUGGUGAAUGUUCCCAAACGAAAUUCGGGAUUCUAUGAGUGCAGACAAACUAAGGAUAAUAAAGUGAUUUCUUCGGACAAAUUUGAGCUAAAAGUUUACAAUUCUAUUGAAACGGAAGGAAACAAAGAUGCUUAUGUGGGCAUAGAAGGGGAAGCCUUCACAAUGUUAUGCUUCUCUAAGUUUGAUUCUGACCGCGAGGCCACUGACGCACAGGUCUCAUGGAUUCACAACAAUAUUCGCAUUGUAGACGACGACAAGCACUUUACGGUUAGAUCUCGAGUGGAACAGUCUGUCAGUCAGAAGACAAUCCGAAGUACACUCAGCUUCAAAAGAUUGACCAAAGAGAAUGAAGGCGUCUAUACGUGUGAAUCGGUUUACGCCAACCCUUUCCUCACAGAAAUGAAGAUUAGACCUCGCUUCCCAGAAAACACACCAAGAAAUGUUUGGGUUUCAGAUGAGACCCAAUCUCCUGUCACUGUAAACGUGACAUGUCUUGUGAACGCCGACCCCAUCGCAGAGUUCCAAUGGUUCACAGGACGUGGUGCUCCCAUUGACAGAGGCGGUCUGGAUGUUAAGCACAGAAUCAUAAACACUGAGAAUCUAAGUGUUUUGUCUCUUGAAUACGAGAAUAUCGGCAAAAUUAGGAAC
Messenger RNA from Oppiella nova, 1236 nucleotides. The record is from the annotation of a GenBank genome assembly. NCBI's taxonomy places the organism in Eukaryota, Metazoa, Arthropoda, Arachnida, Sarcoptiformes, Oppiidae.